AUGGCCGUAGCCUGGGCGAAUAAUAGUAAGGUCAAAAACCAGUUCAAGGCACAAACCCCGAAAACUCGGGAUUUCGAUACUCUUUUCGGCCUUCAUCGGUGGUCCGCAGCCCUCGAAACGAGGCGAGUCGAGGCGACGCCAGUGAUUCAUCCUGUGCUCUUAGCGACCGCACCUGGCUCCCCACCCGCCACCCUAAAGCGGCUCACCGUCGAGUAUCUCGCGCCAUCUGCCCAACCACGAGGCCCCUCCAAGGCUGCCAACCCAAUUUGCAUCUUUCGGAAUACCGACUGA
This is a messenger RNA of Parascedosporium putredinis, 291 nucleotides long. Lineage: Eukaryota; Fungi; Ascomycota; Sordariomycetes; Microascales; Microascaceae. The record is from the annotation of a GenBank genome assembly.